AUGACGGACUUCAGAACAAUCCAGAUGGAACAUUUUGGUAAGAUGGAUCAUUUUCGCUAUAAAAAAUAAAUAAAUGUCAGUUUCUCUUUCUAUUAUUCUAAGGUUGUUGCUAAUGGCUGCUUUCUCUGCUCAGAUCUGCCUUUGAAGAUCUCCUACCCACCAGACUUUUCUGAAUCACGUCACUAUGGCCUGCUUCUGGUAGUGUACGUAUCUCCUUCAGUGUCUGUGCACACUGGUGUUUUUAUUUAUUUAUUUAUUUCAUGUCUAUUAUGGUUGGUAUGGACCCCAUGGUGAGAGCCAGACUGUCUUUGUGAUGCCCAUAUUAGGACCGCCUCAAGCACUGUAUGCUUUUGUUGGUGUCAACACUGUUUCAUUCUGUCAUUUAUAUCUAUAAUUUCAGCGAUGGCUCCCCCGGUGGCCAGGCUGUGAGCGACCGAUUCAUUCUGGACUGGGACUCGGUUCUGGUCAGCUCGGAUAACGUCAUCGUGGCUCGUCUAGACGGCAGAGGGAGUGGCUUCUUGGGCCAGAGGGUUCUACAUGAGGUCCACCAGCGUUUGGGGACAGUAGAGGUGCAGGAUCAAAUCGCAGCUGUGGAGUAUGUUCUAGUUUGAUCCUUUGAUCCCAUCGAGUCUAAUUUAGUCAUUAGGCUUAGAAUACAUGCCAAUUUAACUAUCUGCUUACAUUUUCUAUUUAACUGAAUUUGGCAAACAACUUUAAAAACUGUAUUCAUAUUCCUGAAUUCAAUUCUAUGAUAUCAUGCUUUGUAACUUUGGCAUCUCCUCAAUAUUAUUUAUUUCAGAUACAUGUUGACAUUCCCGUACAUUGAUCGUACACGGAUAGGAGUAUUUGGGAGGGUAAGAUUCUAUUGACCGAUUCUCUCACAGAGGCUCCAGCUUGCUUGUCUCAAGUUGACUUUAAUGACUUUAGGAGACAAACAUACUCAACACAAACAAACUUUCCCUUUCUUUGGUGGCUGUGCCCCAGGAUUGAAAAGUUAACAGAUAAAACUGUCAUUUCUUUUUUGUGUACUUGUUUGUUUGAUAUUUUCCAGGGUUAUGGUGCCUAUAUGAUAUUAAUGAUGCUCAAAUCAACCGACAGCCUGUUCAAAUGUUCUGUAGCAAUGUCCCCAGUCACGGACUGGAGACUAUAUGGUGAGUAGAAGCUUGAUUGUAAAAUAUUGGUUGGUAUAAACCUUUAUGACCUUUUAUGAUGACUUUUAUGACAGUUUGAAUGACUGCUUUAAUAUGUUUAAUGUAAAGUGUUCUCAACAAGUUAGAUGCAAGGCUUUAAAGACAGUCAUCUAUUAUGAUUUCAUGUUCUUGUCACUUAUGUGUAUUAAGCAGCAAACAGUCUUCCUCAUGUUAUGAAAUAGGCAUCACAAUAUCUUGUGUGAUAUACCUGCAUAGCAUCAAUUGGGUCUAACAGGGCUUUUGGCAAUCCCAAUCUUUUGACUGGUUCCAGAAAUUACACUUCACAUGGAUAGAUAGAGGGGUAGCAAAGGAGAGGUGACUGAAGGGUUGACAUCUGAGUAGGGGAUUCUCCUCACAUGGGGCACCAUUUAUGUAGGUGAUGGUCUUAUUUGUAAGACAUCCCUCAAUAAGGAAUUAGGAUAUUGGUCCCAGUAUCAUAAGAUCUCACUGGCUACUUAUGCACUUUGAUGUCUUAAAGGGACAUUUCUAAAUUGUUUAACUUCAUAUUCAUCAUCUUGAUCACCACCCCAACAUCAACAUAUUUUGUAGUAAAAAAGAUAGAGGAAGAUAAGUGUUUCCAAUGACAUCAUCAACCAAUUAGUAAACAAUCAGUAGGCAAUUAGUAGGCAAUCCUACUCAUAAUUGGUUAAAAUCACAGGAUGCACACCGAUGAUGUCAUUGGAAACGGCUUAUCUUCCCCUAUCUUUUUUACUAUAAAACAUUGACACGCAAAAUGUUCACAUGUUGAUGUUCUGGUGGUGCUGGAGAUAUUAAGUUGUGGUAUGAAUAUGAAGUUGACAUUUUUUGUAAUUUCCCUAAAACAAUUAUUAUUAUAAUUAUCCAAUGUGAAAGCAUUUAGUUUGGAUGCACAAUGACAGAGAUCACUUUUUGUGUAGUGUCGGCAAAAGUAACACUUAGCUCACCUGAAGUACUGAAACACUGUCUGUACCUGCCACCUUCUUAGAGUGUAUCACUUUCUAUUUGAACAGCAUCAGCAUUUUCCGAGAGGUACCUUGGCAUGCCAUUACGGGACGACAGCAGAUAUCAGGUGCGUUUGUUUACCGCUACCCUGCUCUUGUUUGACGUCGAUCUUGUUUUGCUAUUUGAAAGCGCCAUGUCGUAGCAUCACUGACAUGCCUACAGUUAAGCCCCCACAGUUACAGAAUGUUGCUACCAUCAAAGUCAGAGGUACUGAGUUUUUUUCCCCUUUCCUUUUUAUGACGCUUCCAGAGCGCAGAUACUUUGUCACUCAUCUCCACGGUAACUGUGGCGUAUUGGCUCAUUAGAUCGCACUGCGUUCGUCUUUUGACGAGCUGCUGAAGGGGGUCGUCUGGCUUUCCCAGACUCCCCUGCGGUGUGGACCUGGUGCUGUGUUAAACAACUGGUUCAGUUACACUGAUAAGAAAGACAGAACUGACAGGACUGCUGGACAAAAUAAGUAAACUAACUUGGUAUACAAACCAAAGGCAAUGUUUACACAGGUGACAUCAAAGGUUAAAAUACAAUAUUAUUGAAAUGUGUAAUGGAGUGAUCCUUGAGACUGAUCAUUUUAUGCCUGAUAUCAAUUAAUUGAAUAACAUUGCCUGUCAGAUAAAUCAAGCUGUUUAUUCAUAUGACUGCAAUUUGUACAGCAAACUAACUGAAAUAAGCCAUUAUAUCAGGCACAACACAAAACUGUCUCCAACCAAUACAGAUUGUACACAUAACCCUCAAUCUGACUUACAUAAAACUCACAUCCGUUAGGGACAAGAUAAUGUAUCACAGUAUCCAUACCUUAGUAAUAAAGUACCGUAUGUACUAUUGAAAUAUACACUGAGUGUACAAAACAUUAAGAACACCUUCCUAAUAUCGAGUUGCACCCCCCGCUUUUGCCCUCAGAACAGCCUCAGUUCAUCGGGGCAUGGAGUCCAGUUUAAGUCUGGACUGACACCAGAACACUCAGGAACACUCAACACCUCUUGGAAAGCCAUUCUGGUGUGUCUUUGGCAUUAUACAUUUUUUUGUCAUUGUCCCGCUCUAUCCCAGGGUUUUCAAAAGAAUGAGGUAGGUUUUCCUCUAACUUCUUACCUGGGCUUUGCUCUUUGACCCAGUCCCUGUCGGUGACAAGCAUACCCAUAACAUGAUGCUGCCGACACAAUACUUGAAAAUUUCACUCUGUGUUAUGUUAUGUUGUAUUGGAUUUGACCCAAACCUGCUGUUUUUAAUUUAGGCCAAAAAGUUUAUUUCUUUGCUGUGUUGUCUUGCAGUAUUACUUAACAGGCUUGUUGCAAACAUAAUGGAUAAUUUGAAGUGGAUUUUUUAAACACAGGCUUUCUUCUUUUCACUUUGUAAUACAGGCCAAUGAUAUGGAGUGAAUGCACUGUAUUCUGUAUUAUGUUUGUAUGCUUGUCACCGGCAGGGACUGGGUAGUUUGUGAGGAUUAAAAUAAAAAUGAAAGGAGAAAAGCCCAGGUACAAAGUUAAAGAAAAACCUGCCGUAGUCUUUUGAAAACCCUGGGAAGUUUAAUUUUUCAGUGGAACAAUUACCCCCAUUUUAAUGCCAAAGACACACCAGAGUGGCUUUCUAAGAGGUGUCGAGUGUCCCUGAAUGGUCCAGUCUGUGUACAAAUCAUUAAGAACUGCUCUUUCCAUGACAUAGACUGACCAGGUGAAUCCAGGUGAAAGCUAAAAUCCCUUCUUGAUGUCACUUGUUAAAUCCACUUCAAUCAGUAUAGAUGAAUGGGAGAAAACAGGUUAAAUAAGGAUUUUGAAGCCUUGAGACAAUUGAGACAUGGAUUGUUUAUGUGUGUCAUUCAGAGGGUGAAUGGGCAAGACAAAAUAUUUAAGUACCUUUGAACGGGGUAUGGUAAUAGGUGCCAGGCGCACUGGUUUGAGUGUGUCAAGAACUGCAACGCUGCUGGGUUUUCACUCUCAACCGUUUCCCGUGUGUAUCAAGAAUGGUCCAAAGGUCAUCCAGCCAACUUGACACAACAGUGGAAGCAUUGGAGUCGACAUUGACCAGCAUCCCUGUGGAAUGCUUUUGACACCUUGCAGAGUCCAUGCCGUGACAAAUUGAGGCUGUUCUGAGGGCUAAAGGGGGGUGGAACUCAAUAUCAGGAAUGUGUUCUUAAUUUUUACAAAAACAAUGAAUAUAUGUUGCCCUUAGAGUUGUGCAAGUUUGGUAGAAUCUUAUUCAAAAUUAUUCACAACUGUAAUAGCUGCCAACGGUGCUUCUACCAAGUAUUAUCUCUGGGGUGUGAAGACACAAUCAAUACAUGUUCUUCUUUUUAUAUUUUUUACUUUGAAAACAGAAUCGAAUCGAAUCCCUUUUUAGAUGUAAUUUUAAGGCAGCAGAGUGUGACGACUGUGCAAGGGUUGUGUAGACUUUCCCUAGCCACUAGGAAUGCCUCUUGACCUUCCCUUUCUAACAAUAUGCCAGCAAACUCUAUCUAAUACUCUUAACACUUCUAUGGCUGGCUCUGUUGCAGUUCUCCAGUGUGUUACAGAAUGUCCAGCCACUGAGGGAACAGACUCUGAUGCUUGUCCACGGCACAGCAGACGGUGAGUGACUAACUAUGUGAAACCAAGAAAAAGACAUCAGCAAUGAACUGGGGUCAGUUAUGUAGCUGUUGUGUUGUUCUUUACUAUGUAGGACAAAUCUGCAUUGUGCUUCUUGCCAGAAGGCACUUAAAACAACAAUAAUCUAACAAUUACACAAACUGCCACAACUGAAGAACCUUUAACACAAAUGACAGUUUUUAUGAAAUAUAAGUUAUUGAAAGAAUCGGUCAAUUUCCAUUGUACAGAGAAUGGAUUUGCCACAAGAAAUCACAGUGUCACAAAUGUUUUAAGUUAGAUCAUGGUAUUUUCAUCUCCACCCUGUAAUGUUUUCUGUCAUAAUGUGAUCUUGCUGUGCUUCCCGUGACGAUUCAAGCAGAAUUCUGCUGACACAUUUUAUUCUGCCUUUUUCAGCCAAUGUCCACUUUCAGCAUACUGCUGAGCUCAUCAAGAACCUUGUGAAAGUUGGAGCAAACUACACAAUGCAGGUUUGGAUAAAGUCAUUGCCCACUAUACUAUAGGAUACAGGUUCUGUAAAGUGUGCCGGUACACUAGAUUAAUUAAGCCAUAAGCCUACCCAAGUGUACUAGCAGUAACAAAACUAUGUAGUACCCUACCCAUGCUAUGUAUGUACGGUAUGUUUCUGUAGUGUGUGUAGUACCAUAAACAUACAGUACCACCAGCUACUGCAUAUAGGGAAGGGCACUCAACUUCUACUGCACUGACUCAGAUGACUGAUGAUUGGCUAAAAUAAAUGGAUAAUAAGAUGAUCGUUGGAGCUGUAUUGUUUGUAUUCAGUGCAGCCUUUGAUGUUAUUGAUGAUAAUUUGUUAUUGAAAAAACUCACUUGUUAUGGCUUUACAUCACCUGCCAUUACAUAGCUGGAGAGUUACUUAUCCAAUAGAACCCAGAGAGUGUUCUUCAAUGGAAGCUUCUCGAACAUCAGAUAAGGACAGUGCGGUAUCCCUCAGGCCAGUUGCCUUGGGCUGUUACUCUUCCCUAUUUUUACCAAUUAUUUGAUGGCUAUGUAUGCUAAAAUGACUAUGUAUGCUGAUGAUUGCACAUUCUACACAUCAGCACCUACAGCCAGUGAACUCACUGAAACUCUUAGGAAGGUGUUGCAGUCAGUGUCAGAAUGAGUAAUUAACAAUACACUGGCCUGAAAUACAUCUAAAACCAAAAGCAUUGUAUUUGGUUCAAAGCAUUUUCUUAGACCUAAACCUCAACUGGAGUUGUGCAUAAAAGGUGUAACCAUUGAACAAGUUGAAGAAGCUGAACUCCUAGGAGUAACAUUGGAUGGUCAGUUAUCACGGUCAAGUCAUAUUGACAAAGUUGUUGUGAAGAUGGGGAGAGGUAUAUCUGUUCUAAAAAGAUGUUCUGCAUUUUUGACACAAAGAUCAACUGUACUAGUUGUUCAGGCGCUGGUCUUGUCCCAUCUUGAUUACUGCCCGGUAAUAUGGCCUGGUGCAGCCAAGAAAGACCUAGCAAAGCUGCAACUGGCUCAAAACAAAGCAGCACGCCUUGCCUUAACUGCACACCCAGAACUAACAUCAACAACAUGCAUGAUAGUCUUUCAUGGUUGAGGGUUGAGGUGAAAUUGACUACUUCUCUUCUAGUCUUUUUAAGAAACAUUUGUGUGUUGAAAAUGCCUAACCACUUGUAUAAUCUAUUUGCAUACACUUCAAACAGACAGGCAUACCCCACCAGACAUGCCACUAUGGGUUUCUUCACUGUACCCAAACCAAAAACAGAUUUAAUGCGCCGCUCAGUUAUCUAUAGAGCCAUGUCAUCAUGGAAUGCUCUGCCACCAGAGGUUCCUCAUGCAAAAAGCAAGUUUAACUUAAAAAACUAAGAGAUAAAAAACAUUUCGUAUCACAGCGCCUCUCCUCUUUCUAAAGAUCUAAUUUAACUGUACUGUAUAUAAGAAUAUGAAUAUGUACAGUAUAUAUGAAUAGUGUGUAAAUAGUUAUUUUGUUGUCUCUUGGUGUCUCUCCAAUAUGUAACUCUUAUUUUUAUUUUAUUUAGAAUUUAAUAUGUUGUUCUUAUCUAUAACUGUUCUGUACUUUGUCAUGUAUUGGUACGUUUUAUGUGGACCCCAGGAAGAGUAGCUGCUGCAUGUGCAGUAGCAAAUGGCAAUCCUAAUAAGCUACACUAAACUGUGAUGAGAAGAGAGUAAUUACACACAUCCAUAAAGUAGUAGUUUAAAGAAAUAUGAGUAUACUGUCUUUUCACUAAUGCCGCUGUGCACAUGUUGUGGUCAGGGUGUGCUCAUUGUUGUGUUCAUGUUUUACUCAUGUUGUGGUGUUCUAGAUCUAUCCAGAUGAGGGUCAUUUCCUGUCCCAGCGGAGUAGGCAGCACCUUUUCGCCUCGCUCACCAGCUUCUACAGGGAUUGUCUCAAGGAAGAGAUCCUACCGCUGCCCGAUGAUGAUGAGGAGGAGGAAGAGUAG
Messenger RNA from Coregonus sp. 'balchen', 7173 nucleotides. The record is from the annotation of a GenBank genome assembly. Lineage: Eukaryota; Metazoa; Chordata; Actinopteri; Salmoniformes; Salmonidae.